Cryptomeria japonica (Japanese cedar) is the source of this 1670-nucleotide messenger RNA. Its product is annotated as heterogeneous nuclear ribonucleoprotein 1. NCBI's taxonomy places the organism in Eukaryota, Viridiplantae, Streptophyta, Pinopsida, Cupressales, Cupressaceae. The record is from RefSeq and is a predicted model, not a curated record. Gene Ontology annotation, molecular function: RNA binding. Gene Ontology annotation, biological process: regulation of gene expression. Gene Ontology annotation, cellular component: nucleoplasm. The transcript is spliced from 6 exons. The coding region runs from base 234 to 1349 and encodes 371 amino acids.
CUAUUCUCAUUUUUCAAUAACUUUGUGUUCAUCCUUAAUUCUAUAAAAAGGGACGAGGAGAACUGGCUUAGGGUUUGAAACAAAAAACGUUGUGUCCAGACUCUUCUAGCUUUAAGUAUAUACUGACCUGUAAAAUUUACACUGCAUUUUUUUCUCUGUUGUCAACGUUCUAAAGGCUCUUCGGGCAUUAUUUGCAGAGGGGAAAAAAGAUUUUGAGGCUUUUGUAACGCACUAUGGAAGGUUCCAAGGCAGAGGAUAAUACACAGUCCAGUCACAGCAAUGACGAAGAAAAUGAAGAAACUGCUGCAGAGAACCCACAAGAGGAGAAGAAUAAUGGCUCUUCUAAAGAUUCUUCCAACCCUGGAAAGAUCUUCAUUGGUGGUCUAUCAAGAGAAACAACCACAGCCACAUUUACAAAGUAUUUCAGCAAGUAUGGAGAGCUUACAGAUUCGGUCAUUAUGAAAGACCGUGCCACAGGAAACCCUAGGGGUUUUGGUUUUGUUACUUAUGCAGAUCCCUCUGUUGUAGACAAAGUUAUUAAGGAUAAACAUGUAAUAGAUGGUAAAACGGUUGAAAUCAAGCGAACAAUACCAAGAGGGAACCCACCAUCUAAAGGUCCCAAAACCAAGAAGAUUUUUGUAGGUGGCAUUCCCACAUCAAUUACUGAAGAUGAGUUCAAGAAUUAUUUUGCCAAGUUUGGAAAGGUUGUUGAGCACCAGAUAAUGCAAGAUCAUGGUACUGGCCGCUCCCGGGGCUUUGGAUUUGUUACCUUUGACAGUGAGCAGGUUGUUGAUGAGAUUUUAUCUCAUGGGAAGAUGUAUGAAUUAGGUGGAAAGCAGGUGGAAAUUAAGAAGGCUGAGCCCAAGAAACCCCUCCCUGAUUCUGAGCCUGCAUAUGGAAUGGAUGGUAGGCCACCCUUUAUACCAGGUGGCCGUGGUGGCUAUGGGGAUGCUUAUGGUGGAUUAGGUGGCGCAUACAGUAGUUCUUAUAGGGGAGGAGCAGGUUUUGGUGGUAGACCGGGAGUUUAUGGUGGUUAUGGAGUUGGUGACUACAGUAGUGCUUAUGGAGUUUAUGGUGGUAGUACCCUAGGGGGUUUCCGUGGUGAUUCUCCUGCAGGCUAUGGAGGCCGCUUUGGUCCUUAUGGUAGCAGCUUUGGUAGCUAUGGAAGUGGAAUGUUAGGUGGUUAUGGAGAUUCAGAGGGUUUCGGUAGCUAUGGUAGCGGUAGUUAUGGAGGAGGCUAUGACGCAGGGAUUGGGAGUGGUUAUGGCAGUGCAGGUGCUUAUGGUAGUGGAAGGGGAGGAGGAUAUGGUGGUAGUAGCAGUGGUAGAUACCAUCCAUAUUCAAGAUAGAUUAUUGAUUGUUGGGUCAGUGAUCUAUUAACAAAGUGCAGAUUUGAAGGUUCAUCAGACUUAAGCUCGAUCUUCAAAAUAGUAUUAGAGUUUUCAGGUUCUUACAUUCUUGGAUUGGGAUGAUAUGUUGUGGUCAAAUAUGAAAUUGUUGUGGCUUCAUGUGUUUUCUUAAUGCAUAUUUUAAGUGGGUUAGAUGCCUCCAAAAUAUGCUAUUAGGUGAACUUAUUACUUUACAUCUCUUUAAGAGGUUGGUUGUUACAACGGUAUUAGUUGCCACAAUACAGUUUAAUUGGCUGAAUUAUCCGCAGGAUAUUUAGAUGA